AUGUCUAUUAAAACAGUAUUAUUAACUAUUGUUCAAUAUGUAUGCAUAUGGCGAAAUCGAGUGUUUACAUUAUUAUUUGGAUUUACAAUUUAUACUUGUAUAUAUUUAUUUUUAAUAGGACAUUUAAAUAUCUUUCGAUAUAAUUCUAAUCAAUCCUUAGCACUUAUUCUUCUAUAUACACAUAAUCAUUCAAUUAAAACACGAGAUAAUAUUUGUCGAGGUAUUCGUAAUGGUGGUCAUAUUGUUCAUUUUGAUAGAUGUCCAAAAAAAUGUGAAUUUUCAUGUCGAAUAGAAGAUUUUAAAGAACGUUCACCAAGUGCUAUACUUUUUUUUGCUGAAGAUUUUUAUUGGUCUUUUCAUUUAUCUAAUCAAAAUCGUACAUCAUUUAAACAACGAUGGAUAUUUUGGUCAUGGGAAGCACCUAUUCAUCAUCCGAAAUAUACAAAAUCUCAUUUAACAUUCAAUUGGACAAUGACUUAUCGACAAGAUUCCGAUAUUGUUCAUAGUUAUGGUCGAUAUAUAUUUCGAAAUUUAUCAUAUACAAUUCGUGAUUAUCAAUCAAUUGAUUAUUAUCUUUCAUCACAUAAUAAUCAAUCAACAUUUAAUACAAGAAAAGAAUUUUCUUUUCGAAAAAAUCGAAUCUUAUGGUUUGUAUCAAAUUGUAAUACUCGAACAAAACGUAAUGAAAUAGCUGAAAAUUUAAAAAAAUAUUUUCAUAUUGAUCAAUAUGGUAAAUGUUCAAAUUUAACAAUUAAAGAUAAUUUCGAACAAUUACUUCUUAAUUAUAAAUUUUAUUUAGCAUUUGAAAAUGCAUAUUGUCGUGAUUAUAUAACUGAAAAAGCGUUCUAUAAUUCACUUGCACAUGGAAGUAUACCGAUUGUUCUUGGACCUAAUGAAGAAAACUAUAAAAACAUUUUACCACCAAAUUCUUUUAUUCAUAUUGAUCAAUUUAAAAAUUUAAAAAAUCUUGCUAAUCACCUUGAUCAUGUGAGUAAUAAUAUCGAUAUAUUUUCAUUUUAUCAUCAAUGGCGUAUUGAUUAUCGAUUAUUGACAUGGAAAUCAAACUAUUUUAUUGAUGAUCGAUUUUGUGAUUUAUGUAUUAAAUUACACGAUGAUUUAACACCGAAAAGUUAUUUAAAUUUUUCUCGAUGGCUUAAUCAAUGUAUAUAA
Molecule: messenger RNA, 1170 nt
Organism: Rotaria sordida
Lineage: Eukaryota; Metazoa; Rotifera; Eurotatoria; Philodinida; Philodinidae
Source: the annotation of a GenBank genome assembly